UAUUUGCGCUUUAUUAGACCGUUUCUUUGUUUCCUGUACAGUGGGGUGAGGGGGUUGUGUAAGACGCAGCUCAGACUCGCCACUAGAUGGCAGCACUGUCUAACCAAUUAGAAAAAUAGCAAUAUUCCCAACUCCAUAUCGCAAGGAUGUGGACUGUCCCUUCCUGUUUUAGUGCCGAGAGAGCCACCGUAGCGCCUCAGACAGUAGCAGGAAUACAGGCACCCACAACGCGAUUAUGUCCGGAUUUUCGCCGCGUUCGUCGGGCACACGGAGCCGCACUACGCGCCGCGGGCUGCACCGCUUUCGCUGUUAGGGGACGCGGUUAUGCUGUUCUCCCGGUAGCUGGUAACAUAGCAGGCCUGUUUAUUGCGCUGCCAACCCUUGUUCCUUUCCUGUGUCAAUGAUUGUCCUCCCCUCAGUCUCUCAUGGCGGAGACUAAAAUAAUAUAUCACAUAGACGAGGAGGAGACUCCUUAUCUGGUCAAGCUGUCUGUUCCUCCGGAGAAAGUCACUUUAGCGGAUUUUAAAAAUGUCCUCAACAACCGACCCGUCAAUAGCUACAAAUUUUUCUUUAAAUCCAUGGACCAGGAUUUUGGGGUUGUCAAAGAGGAGAUUUCCGACGACAACGCCAAGCUGCCGUGCUUCAACGGGCGGGUGGUGUCCUGGCUGGUCCUGGCAGAGAGCGCUCACUCUGAUGGAGGGUCUCAGUGCACGGAGAGCCACCCAGAGCUUCCCCCUCCCCUCGAAAGAACGGGGGGCAUCGGAGACUCGCGACCCCCCUCAUUCCAUGCCAACGCAGUGAGCAGCCGCGACGGCCUGGACACGGAGACGGGGACGGAGUCUCUGCUGAGCCACCGCAGGGAGCGAGAGAGAGAGCGCGCACGCAGGAGAGCGAGAGAGACCGAGCUCCCUCGCAUCAACGGUCACUCUAAAUCCGAGCGCACCGCCAGGGACUCGGCCAUGGGUUACGACAGCGCCUCGGUAAUGAGCAGCGAGCUGGACUCCAGCUCAUUUGUUGACAGCGAGGAGGAUGAGGAUGCCAGCAGGCUCAGCAGCUCCACAGAACAAAGUUCUUCUUCGCAGCUCAUGCGCAGACACAAGCGGCGCAGACGGAGACACAAAAUGGCCAAGAUAGACCGGUCCUCAUCUUUCAGCAGCAUCACGGACUCCACCAUGAGCCUCAACAUCAUCACCGUCACACUCAACAUGGAGAAAUACAACUUCCUGGGCAUCAGUAUUGUAGGUCAGAGUAACGACCGGGGAGACGGCGGCAUUUACAUCGGCUCCAUCAUGAAGGGAGGAGCCGUGGCUGCUGACGGCAGAAUAGAACCAGGAGACAUGCUCCUGCAGGUGAAUGAUGUGAAUUUUGAGAACAUGAGCAACGAUGACGCUGUGAGGAUCCUGAGAGAAAUCGUUUCUAAGACUGGCCCUAUUAGUCUCACUGUUGCCAAAUGUUGGGAUCCGUCUCCGCGGAGUUACUUCACCAUCCCUCGUGCGGAGCCAGUGAGACCCAUCGACCCUGCAGCCUGGAUUUCUCACACCACAGCGCUGACGGGACCUUAUCCACAUUACGAAUUUGAUGACCUGCCUCUGUCGGUCGGUAAAACAGACAUGGCAACCAUUGUGAAGGUGAUGCAGCUGCCUGACUCUGGCCUGGAGAUACGCGACAGGAUGUGGCUGAAGAUCACCAUCGCCAAUGCCGUCAUAGGUGCUGAUGUGGUGGACUGGCUUUACUCCAGAGUGGAAGGCUUCAAGGACCGGCGAGAUGCAAGGAAGUACGCGAGCAGUCUGCUGAAACACGGCUACCUGAGACACACCGUCAACAAAAUCACCUUCUCCGAACAGUGCUACUACACAUUUGGGGACCUCUGCCAAAACAUGGCGUCACUCAAUCUGAAUGAGGGAUCCAGCGGCGGAGGCUCUGAGCAGGACACGUUGGCGCCGCUACCUCCCACCACCAACCCCUGGCCUCUUGGCGGGCAGCCGUUCCCUUACCCUCCGUUUACGUCGGCGCCCCCUUGCUUCCCGCCGGGAUACUCCGACCCGUGCCACAGUUUCCACAGUGGGAGCGCCGGCAGCCAGCACAGUGAGGGAAGUCGAAGCAGUGGAUCGAACCCCAGCGCAGGCAAAGACAGACGCUCCCCGCAGGAGAAGGCUCAGAGGACGACGUGCUGCGAGUCGGAGCCGGGCGUCCGCGGAGCGAGGCGGGGCGACCGCUCCGCCAGCCAGAUGAGCCACCACAGCCACGCCAGGUCGAGCCUGAGCCACAGCCACUCGCACAGGAGCCACUCGCUGUCCCAGAGCAACCACCCCUCCUUCGGCUACAGCCACACCCCCUUCACCCAGCCGGGGCCGGGCUCCUGCGCGCAGAGCGAGCGGAGCCACGCCUCCUCCUACGGCCCCCCAGGCUUGCCUCCCCCUUACUGCCUAGCUCGCCUCGCCCCCAAGACCUCGGUGAGCAGCAGCACACCCCCCGGAGCGCCGCCGGGGAGGGAGCUGGCGUCCGUCCCCCCGGAGCUCACCGCCAGCCGCCAGUCGUUCCAGCACGCCAUGGGCAACCCCUGUGAGUUCUUUGUGGACAUCAUGUGACAGGACAGUGCCUUCAGAAACAAAACAAAAACACAGUGAGCACAAAACAAUCCUCCCUGAACUCACUUGGUGUUUUUCUUUUUUCUCCUCAGUCGAUUGAGCACCCUUAAAGCUGCGGUGUGUAACUUUUGUAAAAGACGUUGGUUGUUAUUUUAUUUCUUAAAACUGUCAGUGUGUCGUGACGGUACACAAUGAGACAGAUAAAAUGUGAAAUAUUCAACUUCCUCUACCUUUUCCCAGAUCUAACUGCAGAAAUACACAGUUCAGUCAGAAACAACCAAUCAGAGCCAGGAGGAGGGACUUAGCGCUGCCCAUCAUGCUCAUGUACCCACUUCUCACAUUGUCCUCCUUGCUCACCCAUGAAUAUUUAGUUUAAUUAGCAGAAUGCAGAUAAAAAAAUUAAAUGCACCAACAAAUCGGCCCAGGUUUCCUUCAUGUUGGGAUCGGCUGAAUGUGAAGCCGUCUGGAAAUGAACCGCUGAGGUUCAUGUUGGCACGUUUGCAGAUACCAAUACUGACUCCACUGUUACCAACUCACUGGCUUUCUUGCUAAAUUUAUUAACAUUUCAGACAAAAAAAAUCUGUUUUGGCCAAAAUUAGAAUCAGCAGGUCUGGUUUUUUAAAGAUUGCAACCAGAAACCUGCAAUCGAUGCAGGAAGAAUCAAAAACCCUACAAGCUUAUAUCAAGUCACCACCUAAAUAUUAUAGAGAAAUCCAAGAAUACAAUCCCUCAUCAGUCGAUAUUAAUUUAUUAAAUACAAUCAUAUUGAAAAAAUAAAAACAUCUGUAAAGCAUUAAUGAAAAUUUUAAUAAAAUAUGUGAUGAUGAAAAACAUUACACAACUCUUAAUGGACUUUUACAGAAUGCUAGUUAGCAUGUGCACCUAUGACAGUGGAUAAACAGUUUUCCUUUAACAGUAAGUUUUUGAGCAGCACUGAGACCUUCCUCCUGGCUCUCAUUGGUUGUUUUUGGGAGUGGUGCAUUUCUUUAGACAGCAGUAGGAGGGUGUAGAGGUCUCAUAUUAGCCUGUCACAACAUGGUGACAGUUUUAGUAAAUGUAUAAAGAACAGAUUUAUUUUUCAAUAAAAGUUACGUGCUGCAGCUUUACGUUCAGAAUGUAGAUACCACCCGGGCCCCUCCGCGGCCCCUCAGCUUCCCGAUGUCCGCAGACAGGAACGGGCUGCGUUAGCACAGAGGAAGGAUUCCUCUCGCUAUAAGCACAGGUGCUCCACCUGAACCCCUCCAGCCCCCAUGUACAGUUUGUGAAACGUUAGUUCUGUUCGGUGUGGUGACGUCUUCGAAGUUGCCACGCAGACAAUCUGGGGUAAAACCUCAGACGUCGUCUGUUCAGCGAGACCUUUGCCUUGGCUGGAACUGGAUCUCAAUCCCCCAGACCCAGACCCAAAACUCUGGACUCACGUCUGUUUGUGUCUCUGCCGUUUCUGGGGCUUCGUCGCCAGCAGCUUGCCAACACUAACCGUGAUCUGAGGACCCAACAACCGGCUGCCAGUUUGACCAAGGCUGCGUCGUGCAUGUCUGAACUGCUUUAAAGAAAUGUUAUGAAUUCGUUUUGUUUGAAGUAUUAACUAAGCUGGAGGGAAUAAGGUUCCCUCUUGUUCUAAAGGAUGAAUCCGUACACUGGAAGAUUUUGUGAUGUUAUUUAUGUGGUCAUGUUGCGUUGAUGAUGUUGUCGCAGUUUGUCUCCUCUAAGAUUCCUGACAGACAAUCAGACAUCACCCUUUGUGAAUCAGAGGCCACUUUCCGCUUUCUCAGCCGUUCGCUGUCAAACAUGCAACAGAUGUCAAAAGUCUACACACCCCGUAACUGCAAAAGGUUCUAAAUAAACCAUUUUUACAACCUUUUCCACCUUUAAUGUAAAAAUAUUAUCUCUAUUAUUCACCUGGAAAACAAGUAAAUCUGUCAAAAGGUAAAAUAUACUAAACAUAAAUGCGGCAAUAACCCGGUUGCAUAAGUUUCCACAACAUUAAAUGAUUCAAUCUUCUUCAGUUCAUAUCUGACAUGAAUUAUAGGGAAUUUCACGAACGUCAAAUCAAUUUCAGCUGUGCCAAAAGGAUUUUCCUCACAUUUGCAUUAUUCAGCUAAAGCAGAAGCUUAAGGAGAGAAUAACAAAAUACCUUAACAAUGUCACUGUACAGAGGUACUUUUUCAGAAGAAAAGUACCAAAAAGUAACAGUUUUACAUUUACAUAAACAUAAUUCAGUAGGUAGAGAACAUAUAUAACACUUGUUUUAUUUUACAUGACAAAAGGUUGAUGCGGUCUAGCAACAACCUGAUUUAAAGCUUCAAAAAUCCUGUGGACAAACAAACUCACACAAAAUGCAAAUCAUAAUGAAAAACACAACGGUCCCCAAACAGGAAACAGUAAAAAAAAA
Poecilia latipinna (sailfin molly) is the source of this 4980-nucleotide messenger RNA. Its product is annotated as segment polarity protein dishevelled homolog DVL-1. Bases 426 to 2588 code for a protein of 720 amino acids. Gene Ontology annotation, cellular component: cytosol. The transcript is spliced from 15 exons. Lineage: Eukaryota; Metazoa; Chordata; Actinopteri; Cyprinodontiformes; Poeciliidae. The record is from RefSeq and is a predicted model, not a curated record. Gene Ontology annotation, biological process: canonical Wnt signaling pathway; intracellular signal transduction. Gene Ontology annotation, molecular function: frizzled binding.